GACAACGCAAGUGUCCAGCAGCAGUAACAGUAGAACUCUCUCAAAUUCUUCCUUUGGCGGGGAAAGCUUUUCCAAGUUCUAGAACUGAUUUCCUCCGACGAUCAAGAACGUUAGUUUAAAUUGUUACGUUGACCGCAAGUGAGGUGCGAAAGUGUUUUAAGCAAAGUGAAGGCAUAUUUUGCCGUUAGACAAUCAAAGUGAAAUUUUCCCUAAAACUUUUCAUUGAACUGCAUUAAUUCUGUGACAUUAGAGCGAACACUAGCUAGUGAGUGACAAAAUGAAGAUAUUACUACUAUUUGUGGUGACGAGUCCGUGGCACAUUUUCGCAGUCACCGGUGCCCCGUUCAGCUCGUACGACAGCAUGGACGAGAUGUUGGUCCCCGAGUCGAAGGUGAUCGAUUUCGACAAUCUGACCGAGAGCGAACGGGUCGAUCUGAUCCGUGAUCAGAUCAACAUAACGGCGGUCAAACUGCAGCAGCAGCUGCUGCGUGCGGCGGCCGCCCAGAAGAACAUGCAACGCGGCGGGGCACCGAUGGCCAUCAAGCAGAGUGCGACCGAGCCGAACAUUUCCAGCCACGUGCAGAACCGCAAGGUCAUCGAAGAGCACAUCAUUGGUAACAUCAAACACAACAUUGAAUCGAACUUGAUGCGAAAUGACACCUUCGGUCACAUGGGUGCAACCCACGAGAUGGCGUUUUCUGCCGUGUGUGACCUGCCGAAGCACACCAACCAGAGCUUCUGGGACGACGACUACACUUGGAAUCUUUUCUUUCGUCUUCCCCAUAGCAAGCCUUACACUUCGGUCAGUUCGGCGGUUUUAAGAUUGUAUAUGAAUGGCGGUAGCAAUUCAACGGAGGGAUGGAACCGUCGUGAAUCCGAUAACUGCAAGGAUCCGGCUGAGCAAAUGAUUCGUGUCACCGCGUCCGUGUACUGGCGCAAGAAGAGCAAAGACAAUUCGUCCACAGAGCGCAAGAAGCGAAUCUGCAGUAGCAUCACCAUCACCCGCAACUUCCGUGGAUGGAUCACAUUGGACACUCUGCUGGCGGUUAAACUGUGGGAUAAGCCAAACCGUAAUUUCGGAAUCGCCAUCGACGUCCAGGAUCAAGAUGACAAUACUUUGUCAGCUUCUCGGUUCUUCCAACCGACCGACUGCUCCGAGGCAAGUAAAUCAAACGCAACAGCAGCCGUACUUCCAUGGAACUUUUUCCGAAACUCACUCGCAUGGUCCUCUGAUGAAAUGGACGAUGUGCCACACGUCCCCCGCAUAGACGUCGCCAUGCACAAAACCUACACACAGCACCACUACUUCACCAGCAGCCACCACCCGCACCAUCGUCUAUUCCGCCCGAAACACCACUACGGUGGAGCCAGCUACAAUGUCCGCUACCGGUUGGAUGGUGCACCUACCGGUUCCUCCUCUUCGUCUACCGCAUCCGGCAACUCGUACGAAACGGAAGAAGUCGAAAUCAAGCAGCACCCGUCGGUCCACUCACAACACUCGUUGACCAAGCCGCACAAGAAACGCCACCUGAAUCAUCAUCGUCACGCACUCGUCAAUUCGGCGGAAAGUGAGGAGGAUUACUCUCUGUCGGCAUCCCUGGAGGAACGAAAGCUCUGAAUCGGCGGGCGGUUGUAAGCAGUGAUCACCACCACCCACCAUCGAGGUGCGCCGGUUAGUAGUAGUAGUAGUAGUAGCAGUAGUAGUAGUGCGAGGGAGUUGGGUAAACGGUUAUUGUUCGAUUUUUUUUAUAUUUCGCUUGUUGAGAGCGACACGUUGAGGUCAUGGCUGUUACUGAGGGUGAUCAUCGAAGCCGGUAUGAUUCAGAGCUAUCAGAACGUUCAUCGGAUGGAAAUAUUCCAAUCAACUCACACGAGAAUAUCGUCUAGUAAAUUCGGUAUGCCAUAAACUAGAGCUGAGUUGAUCGUUGAAAUGAAAAUGCCAAACAUAUGGCACAAAUUUUGAGCGGCCUAACUGAUUACGACUUCGACAGUCAUUCACAACAGCAGCCAAAAAAAGGGCAGAAAUGAUCAAACCGAUAAAUUGAAAAAAGAAUAUUUCUGAAAUGGCAGGUGUAUACAAAGUAAAUAAUUUCGAGUUCCUUCAUCAGUUAUGUAUUUCUUCCCGGUAUUUUUUUUUAUUUUUAACAAUAUUGAUAGCUUAGAUAUUCUCUAAUCCCAGUAAAGGUUGCCAACACAAAACACUAAACGAAGCAUUUCGUAUUACUUGUAGAUUACUUUACGCGGCACGAUAAAAAGAAUGACUGAGUACAGUUUGAGUGGAGAGCAUACAGUUACAAACAGAUCGAUAAAUAGGUUUAGAGUUCCUGAGAAUCCUACGCAAUUUUUAUCCUAAUCAGAACCGGAUUACACAUAAAAUUUUUCCACUGAGCAAAUUGUGGUUAGGUAUAGGUUAUCUGAAAGGGAAAAGAUUGAUCAUAUAAUGUACUUAAAGUGCGAUAAACUGGUAUAGAGUUGGUCUAUGUUACGGCUAAACUCCCAUCUGGUAACUGACUUGAUAGCAUCUCCCUGUAAGCUGUAGUAAAAACACAGGUCAAUUUGAAGGUUUGUCCAAGUUUGAAGGAAAAACGAAAACACAAAACGCUUAGAUUUUUCCUCGAUGUGAGGAUUCGCUAGGAUUAGGUUGCUUAUAAUGACAUCGUGAAGUUGCAGAUUACUGUUAAGCCGUGUCAUGUCUAGGAUUAGAAAGUUUAUUUAUUUGUCCUGAACAUAUAGUUGGUUAAGUUGCAGUAAGGGAACAGUACGCGCAAGUAUAAGCUUUAAUUAUUUAGUUAUAGGACACUUUAAAGAACGCACUUUUUUGUAUAUAAAGGAAAAUAGCGCACACACAAAUAUUUCUAGUUGUAAAUUAUUUAUUAACUAUUGUGAAAAUAUAAACUUUUCAUGAUUAUUACUUUCGCAUGGCAAAUGUCAGUGCAAAGACCCGACAAUGGUUUGUACAUAUCCAAUUUAUAAGUUUGAUCUGAGUGCUGAACUCUUCGCUCUAUACUAGGAGCGUUAUUCUUGUAGUGUAAAACAUUGUGGCAGUAAGAUGUGAAUUAUUCUCCAAUAUACUCGUAAGCUUUGUGUGUAGAUUCUAUGUAAGAUCGUAAUAAAAUAUUAACUGAGUACUGAA
Messenger RNA from Topomyia yanbarensis, 3133 nucleotides. Its product is annotated as protein anachronism. NCBI's taxonomy places the organism in Eukaryota, Metazoa, Arthropoda, Insecta, Diptera, Culicidae. The transcript is spliced from 6 exons. The record is from RefSeq and is a predicted model, not a curated record. Bases 278 to 1618 code for a protein of 446 amino acids.